UGAAGAGCGCGGCAGCAGGCAGCAGCGAGCGAUUCGUGAUUCGUGAUGCGUGAUGGAUUUCGUUCUCUUGGACCGGAGCAGUCUGUGCAUAUAGACACGCUUACCCGUAGCCUCACGAUCAAAGGCAGCGUGGCAUGGACAGCAUCUCAACCUGACUCCAUACUGACUGCUCACACCUCAGCAUACCAAACGGCUAACUGCUUGCGAUCAAUCACAAUCACAUUUGCGCUCAGCUGUCAACCGCUGGCUUAAAUCUGCGCACUUUCGUGAUAUCCGCUAUUUUGUACUCUUCCAUCACAAACCCUUUUGCGAAACAGCCGGGGCUCAGCACCUGUCAUUAGCCAAGCUCGCACUGCCCGUGUAGUAGCGGGACUACUGGCCUGGAAUCCUCCUAUCAUCACACGUGCGGACACCCGCAGGCGCUCACCACGAUGCCUGCCAAGCAAGAGGGCAUGAUCUUCAAGGCCACCUACAGCGGUGUGCCUGUGUACGAAUGUCUGAUCAAAGGCGUUGCUGUGAUGCGACGCAGAUCCGACUCGUGGAUGAACGCUACACACAUCCUCAAGGUUGUGGGCCUGGACAAGCCACAGCGUACCCGCGUCCUGGAACGAGAUGUGCAAAAGAACACGCAUGAAAAGGUGCAGGGUGGAUACGGCAAAUAUCAAGGUACCUGGAUCCCCUUGGAGCUAGCUGUCCAGCUGGCAGACGAGUACAAGGUCGCUCAUCUUCUUGACCCGAUUACCGGCUAUCAGCCCACCGCCGAGUCGCCUCCACCAGCUCCAAAGCAUGUCAUUGCGCCAUCCAGUCGUUCCAAAAAGGCUUUGGGCGAGGCUCGCGCUGGUGCUCGGCGCGCCACGAGCCUAGAGUCGGACAGCGAGAUACUGAGCGGAGGUCGUGCGCAGGGCACGGAGGGCACAAUGAGCCCCAGCCCAUCUCAAAUCAGCAGCUCUAGUCGCACACCCAGCCCCAUCGCUGGUCAAUCGGCAGUGCCGACCUACUACACCUCGCAGGGCGCUGGUGCAGUCCGCAGCCAAGGUGCUGGAGGUGCAGCAGCAGCUGCUGCUCAUAGCAUGGGCAUCGACCCUUAUGUACGGGAGCCCAGUCCUCAGUCCCGAUAUGCCGAGAUAAUCCUGGACUACUUCAUCUCGGAGACGACGACUAUUCCACCCUUGCUCGUCUCUCCGCCCGCCGACUUUGAUGCGAACAUGUCCAUCGAUGAUGACGAGCACACUGCGCUCCACUGGGCUUGCGCCAUGGGACGGAUUCGUGUAGUCAAGCUGCUUCUUUCUGCAGGAGCCGACGUGUUCAGGGUGAACGGCUCGGGUCAAACUGCCCUUAUGCGAGCGGCCAUGUUCAGCAACAACUACGACUUGAGAAAGUUCCCAGAACUGUUCGAGCUGCUGCAUAGGUCCAUUCUCAACAUCGAUCGCAACGAUAGGACCGUCUUUCACCAUGUCGUCGACUUGGCCCUUUCACGCGGCAAGCCUCACGCUGCUCGAUACUACAUGGAAACCAUGGUCAAUCGUCUUGCAGAAUAUGGCAGCCAGCUGGCAGACAUUCUCAACUUUCAAGACGACGAAGGAGAGACACCUCUGACCAUGGCAGCAAGAGCGCGUUCCAAGCGUAUCGUCCGAUUACUUCUUGAACACGGCUCGGAUCCCAAAAUUCGAAACAAGGACGGCAAGAGCGCCGAAGAUUACAUCGUCGAAGAUGAGCGCUUCCGAGCCAGCCCGCCCCGCGGAGCAGGCUAUGGAGGGCUACUGGGUGAAGGCGCUGCAACGAAUGCAGCUCUGCACACCAGCGAAGCCGGUCAACGCGCCGGUGGUAGAGCAACACAGCUGAUGCAAUCUCUUCUGGGCAAUCUGGCGGACAGUUACGAUUCGGAGCUGAACAGCGUGGAGAAGAAGCUGGCUCAAGCUCACGCUCUGCUGGCCCAGAUCCAGGCCGAAAUUGCAGAGUCGGCCAGGCAAGAAGCUGCAAAGCAGGCAGUGGGCGGACCGGGUGGGGACGCCACGUCGGAAGCAACCGCAGAUGGUGUCAAGGGUCUUGCUAAUGCUGAACUGGCUCUGACUCGCGGAGUGGAGAAGCGCAGCCGAGAGCAGAUGGUCAGAGAAUGGGCAGAAGUGGAAGAAAGCGUGAAGCGUGUACGAACGGAGAGGAAUUUGCCCGAUGGAGCCUUGCUUCCCACCUCGAAUGGCGAAGCCAGCUCUGCGACUGUCGAGGGUCUGCUCGCUCCUGCGCCAGGAGGCGAUACAUCAGCAGCCAUCGCCUCGCUGCGCCAAAAAGUGACGGACUUGAAGACGAAGCGAUCCGAAGUGGUGAAGAAGUUUGUGGAGCAUGCGAGGGAGCAAGGAGCUGGGAAACAGGCUUUGGCGUACAGGAGGCUCAUCGCUGCGGGUUUCGAGGGAAACAUUGGGGCGGAAGAGGUGGAUCACGUGGUCAGUGCUCUGGUCGAGCUGCUCGAAGACAACAACAAGGCUGGAUCGAGUGGCGCGGGUGGAGAGGGCGCCUUGGCGUCCGAUGCCAAUGCUAGAACGAGCGGCGCGAAUGGUAGCGCCAACGCCAAUGGCAACGCAGAUCAGGGAGCUGCUGCGCUACUGAAGAGUGUCCGCGCAGGAUGAGAGAAAGGCGAUGCUGCCCUUCCUCUCGUCAAAUGGCCGCUGCUUCGUCAGCUCGAUUCUGACGAGGACACGCUUCACCCGCUAGCAAUGCCUGUUGAGAAGCCUUGACCAGUCACGCAUAUCGAUUACGCCCCUUGCUCUGAUGCCCACGAAUACGCUGCUCUUGUACGUCGUUUGAUGCUAAAUUGAUGAAUGUUCAGCAAUGACAGGA
This is a messenger RNA of Ceraceosorus guamensis, 2832 nucleotides long. Its product is annotated as apses-domain-containing protein. The coding region runs from base 432 to 2621 and encodes 729 amino acids. Gene Ontology annotation, molecular function: DNA binding; transcription regulator activity; protein binding. The record is from RefSeq and is a predicted model, not a curated record. Gene Ontology annotation, cellular component: SBF transcription complex; MBF transcription complex. The transcript has 3 exons. Lineage: Eukaryota; Fungi; Basidiomycota; Exobasidiomycetes; Ceraceosorales; Ceraceosoraceae.